GGGUCAUUCGAUAAGCCAUACAGUACAUUACGAAUACGAUAGUAACAUUAAGUAAGAUUUAAAAUUAAAAAAAUUAAACAAACGAGAAUUCUUUCCGAGUUUGGCCGGAUGUUAACGAUGAAUAGGAUGUGUAGCAGCAUAAUAAAAAAAUGAAAGAGAAAAAAUUGAAGAAAGAGAUAUCAAAUAAAAAGAUAAAAUAGACAAAUGAAAAAUGAAUGCCUGAAAUUUGACGAUAGUCGUUAUAUGAUUCGAUUUAAUUCUAUAACCCAGAUGUGCAUUUGACGCAGUGCCUUUGAUUAUUAAACGACUGGUAUUUUGAUUGACGUGAUCAGAGAAAAUCAAUUCUAAGCGUAUGCCGUUGUCGUUUAACAUUGAUCAAGUUCCUCAACCGGAACUUUUAUCGAUUCAACAUGAUAUCCAAAGAGCGAAGAUGUUUCUCAAGAGACAUAGCACAGAUUCUGGAGAUAAUUUAUACGAUCAUUUGUCCGAGCUUUUGGCUAAAAUUCUUUCUGAACAACCGCAAAAUGCUGUGGAUUUUUUCGAGGAGUACAGCCGUCAAUUGAAAGAGAAGAGAAUCAAAAAAUCUAGAAUUCAAAAAGUAUAUACUACACCGACUGAAUUCGUUGAAACAACAAGACUUAUUAAACUUUUCCAACCUACUACAGAAGAAGUUGAACAUAAAAUCAAAACUUAUUAUGAAAAAUCAGUGAUUCCAAUUCCCAAUUUAAUAGAACUAGUUCACUAUUUGGAACAAUUUGACGUUGGGUUUCCCAAAUCGGAAUGCACUUUACUGAAUCUCAGUAUCCGGAAACUUGUUACCGAGAAAGAAAUAUUAAAUGUUCGAUUCUGGGGUAAGAUUCUUGGAAGUCCGAAGAAUUACUACGUCGUUGAGGCAGAACUUUGUGAGGAAGAGCUUACACGUCGACUUAGAGUUGAAUCUGAAGAAAAUCCGGAGAUUGAAGAAGAAAUAGGAACCGGUUUAAACGAGAAGGUUUACUUAGUGUGCAAUUCUCCAGGAUUAGAUGACUGGAUCGAAUUGCCAUCAGUCACGCCGCAACAAAUUGUAGUAGCAAGACAAAUCAUCCGGUAUUUCACGGGAUGUCUCGAAACUACGGUACAAACUUUCCCUCAUUUUCCUGGAAAUGAAGGGAAUUAUUUACGAGUCCAAAUUGCAAGAAUUACUGCAACCACACUUAUUUCUCCAGUUGGAUACUUUAUUUUUAAAAAUUCAGACGAUGAAGAAGCAGGAAAAUUAAGUAUCAAUCCCAAUUACCAUCCGUUAUCUGUGAAAGACUUAACUGACCCGUCUUUGUCAAAUUGGUGUCACCAUAAUCGUUACAUUUAUGAAGAUGGACAAACCACCAGCUGGGAUUCAUCUGAAGAAGAAUCUGAUGAAGACUCGAGUGAAGAAGAAGAAGAAGAAGAUGAGGAUGAAGUAGGCCCGUCAUUAUUAACAUCAUUAUCAAAAGACACUUUGUUAGGUGCAGUUCCAGCAUGGACUUUAAGAUUAUCGUCUGAAAUUCAGCUGGACACAGCUAUUGCUACUGUCAGGUCAAAUUUAUGGCCCGGAGCUAUUGCAUUUGCCAAGAGCGGGGUAUGUGGUAAUGUGUACAUUGGAUCGGGUCAUAAAUAUGACAUUUGUAAUUAUCGUCCACCAGAAACGCCACUUGUUGAAAAUCAAUAUAAAAUAGGCUCGGAGAAAGAAGAUCGUACUUUGGAAGAAGAAAUUGAUAAUCAUGAACUUCAAUUACCAGAAAAUUUAAAAUCAGAUCAAAUUUUGCCUGAAAAAAAAGCUGGAGAAGAUAAUGGAAAUCCUAAGAAUAAUGAUGAAAAAGAAAAAAAAACUGAUGAUGAAGAGACUUCUGAUUAUGAUGAAGAUGAUGAUGAAUCUGAUGAAACUGAUGAUGAAGAAAGUUAUUAAGAAAUGUUUGUGAUUUUUCAUUUUUAGUUGUAUAACAAAUUUCAUAAAAUUUUUUACAAAA
Messenger RNA from Cotesia glomerata, 1982 nucleotides. It is a transcript of the gene Rsph4a, whose product is annotated as radial spoke head protein 4 homolog A. The record is from RefSeq and is a predicted model, not a curated record. Gene Ontology annotation, biological process: cilium assembly; axoneme assembly; cilium movement involved in cell motility. The transcript is spliced from 12 exons. Lineage: Eukaryota; Metazoa; Arthropoda; Insecta; Hymenoptera; Braconidae. The coding region runs from base 353 to 1921 and encodes 522 amino acids. Gene Ontology annotation, cellular component: axoneme; radial spoke.